Molecule: messenger RNA, 1290 nt
Organism: Arxiozyma heterogenica
Lineage: Eukaryota; Fungi; Ascomycota; Saccharomycetes; Saccharomycetales; Saccharomycetaceae
Gene: NTA1
Product: amidase
Exons: 1
Coding region: 1-1290 (429 amino acids)
Biological process (GO): protein catabolic process; protein modification process
Molecular function (GO): protein-N-terminal glutamine amidohydrolase activity; protein-N-terminal asparagine amidohydrolase activity
Source: RefSeq, a predicted model, not a curated record
AUGUCAAAAUAUUUGGUUGAUUUGAGAGUAGCAUUAUUUCAAUUGAAUCCACAAGUAGGUCAAUUGGAACAGAACAUCGAAAGAACAUGGAACCUGGUCCAUAGACUCAAAUCGAUUUUGGAUCAAGACUCAUCGAAGUACCCGCAACUGGUAGUCUUUCCUGAAUUUGCACUCACUGGCUACUCCUUCCACUCCAAAGAACAAAUCAAACCCCAUGUCUCGAUCACACGCAACAGUCAAUCCUUCAAAUUUGCACAGAGUGUCUCUAAAUUGUUUCGGUGCUACACAGUGAUAGGAUACCCUGAGGAGUCGAUGGAUGCGAACAAGCACGGUAGACAAGUUGAGUCUGUCCUCUACAAUAGUGCUUUAGUCACUGAUCCCAGUGGGGAUCUCACUUUCAAUUACAGAAAGUCUUUUCUCUAUGAUACCGAAUACGAAUGGGGUUGUCAAGAGAAUCCUCAGUCCUUCCAGAAAUUCACUAUGGUUUUUGAAAAAUGUGCAAUAGAGAAAAAUGGAACCGUUGCUGCUGCUGCUGAUAUUGAAUUGGAUACGUCUAUUGGGAUCUGUAUGGAUUUGAACCCUUAUAAAUUCGAGGCACCGUUCAACGAUUUUGAGUUUUCUAGUUUCUGUCUCGAUAAUAACGUAGAUUUGAUGAUAUGCCCCAUGGCAUGGCUACAUUCCAAAUCGAUCACGAAACAUGACCAUGACUUAGAUACGAUCAAUCGGAAAUUGGAAAGUAUACGAAGGUCACUGGAUACUUUGCAAUUACCUAUACAUGGGUCACAAGGUGUAUUCCAGAUUGAUAUAAACAAGGAGCUCUGCACACAGAGGAGGAUAUCCAGAGAGGACCCACUCUUGUCUGAUUCUCAGUAUGACCAGUUGGAGACACCGGAUAUGGAAAAUGUAAAUUAUUGGAUCCUAAGGUUCCUACCAUUCCUAAAUCUAAAUAUCCGCAAAAGUUUGUGGUAUAGACAGUUUAUCCAGCUGAAUGAAAGUCUGGUUGGUCGCGAAAGAUCAUAUAUGGGCAUGUCCAAGGAGAAAAGCUGGAAAUUUGAGGGCCGAAAUAGUGUGUUGUUGCUAUGUAACAGAUGUGGGAUAGAAGAUGAUGGGAAAACUAUAUUUGCUGGAAGUUCAGGUAUAUAUAAAUUCAAUGGCAAAACAGCACGGUUAGACAAUGAUUACGAGACAAACAUCGACUCACUGAAUGAGAGUGUGGAUUUGCUAGGCAAUUUAGGCAAGGGGCUAGAAGGUGUGAUUAUGCGUGAUAUCGAAUUCGAAGUAAGUAAGUAA